Cladophialophora psammophila CBS 110553 is the source of this 999-nucleotide messenger RNA. RefSeq lists its product as uncharacterized. The transcript has a single exon. Gene Ontology annotation, molecular function: NAD binding. The coding region runs from base 1 to 999 and encodes 332 amino acids. NCBI's taxonomy places the organism in Eukaryota, Fungi, Ascomycota, Eurotiomycetes, Chaetothyriales, Herpotrichiellaceae. The record is from RefSeq and is a predicted model, not a curated record.
AUGAAGCUCCUUUAUCCUACCUCCCUGAAGCUCGACGUAGAGAGGCUUGAAGGAUUCGGCGUUACACUACACCCAUAUAACGUCCACAAACCUAUCCCGGAAGCUCUCAUCGACGCAGAAAUCCUUGUUACCUGGGCCAACACUAAUUUGCAAGAUGCCGCCAAGCGAAUGCACAACCUUCGCUGGAUCCAGUCGCUUUUCGCUGGCCCGAACGACGAACUUGCAGCAGGUUUCCCAGCAAAUGUUGUCAUGACAGCUGGUACCAACCUGCACAAUGAGACCGUUGCUGAGCAUGCACUUGCGCUUUUGCUCAGCGCCGCUCGUCAUCUCUACGAAAUGCGUGACUGCCAAAACCAAGGGGAGUGGCCAGGACACCUUGGGGGAUUCCUACCUGACCGGCCCAAGGGAUCUUUUACGUCUCUAAAAGGCGCCAACAUUCUCAUAUGGGGUAUGGGCAACAUUGGUCGCACACUUGCACCACACUUGACGGCUUUGGGCGCGAACAUUCGGGGAGUUGGGCUUUAUGAAGAGAUCAUUGACGGGAUUCAAGUACAGACCAACGCGGCCUUGCCGAACUUGCUCCCGCAGACUGAUGCCCUGAUCAUGAUUCUACCAGGCUCUAAAGCGACUUGGCAGGCACUUAAUGCUGAGCGACUCGCGAUGCUUCCCAAACAUGCUUGGGUGAUCAACGUCGGAAGAGGGGUCUGUGUGGAUGAAGAUGCACUCGUGCAUGCGCUCAAAAAUGGAAUUAUCGGCGGUGCAGCUUUGGAUGUCUUCCAUAAAGAGCCACUGCCUGAAGCUUCACCUCUGUGGAAAGCACCAAAUCUGAUUAUCUCACCUCAUGCUGCUGGAGGUAGACCGCGUUACUCGGAAGCGCUCAUCGCGGAAAAUCUACGACGCUUUCUAGCAGGACAACCACUCAAGCAUGAUGUGAGGGCAGGAGGGAUGUACUCCACAUUGACCUCGGGAAAGAACUCGACGCUCAAGGCCUCGUUGUAG